ACAGGAAAUGCUGGGAGAGAGAGAAGCAGCAGUAUGAGGGAAAGGUGCUGUGAGAGCCCACAUAUUACUGUGUGUGGGAAGUCAGUGGGGAGCAGGAAAGCUCACUCUGUUUAGGGUGCAGAAGGAAAGGGAUCCUUGUCAGGGCUCUGAAGUACAAAACCUGCUCUUCUCAGGGCACAGAAAGCCAAAGCGAGUUCAUCUCAGAGCUCUGAAGAAACUGCUACAUAAGUGGGGAUUCCCCUGCAGCUCAGAGACCAAUCAAUCUGCAAUAGUAUGUGAAGUAGCUCCUGGCUGGCAGGCUGUGUGUAUGCAAGUUAUUCAAAGGAGUGUACAACUGUGCUUUUUACACUAGCGAACCUGGGCCCCCCUGCAACUAUCCAAGAAAACCUAAGUGAUCAGUAUUAACUUAGCAGUGACUACAAAUGCAUGUAAUGUAAAAGGGACCUCUCCUUGAAGAAGAGACCAUGGCACAGCCAGCGCAGCACAGGAACAUAAGACCUGAGACAUGGCUGAGUUGCUUGUGUUGCAUUAUUUUUGGAAUGAAAAAGAAGUCCUUAUUCUUUACAUGAUUUUCCUUUGGAUGAUGUGGCCUGCUGAGAUCGACCUACAGUUGGGAAGCAACCGAUGGACUCUGUAUCCUUUGGGAACUUGUUCAAACUGUAUACUGAAUGCAUUUUUUGCCUUAUAUUUUUGUUUUAUUUAUUUUUUGUGCUUAUUUAAUACCCAUUCUUUGGCUCUUUUUGAUUAGUAGUGCUUAAAAUGCAUGGGCUAUUUUGGGAUUUUGAAUAUGUGUGCUAUGAAAGGGGGUAUAGUUUCUAUAUAUAAUGUGCUUUUAUGUUUGAUCUAAAUGCCCCUUUAUACUUUGAUAUCAGCCCUAAGCACAUUUUGCCUGCUUCUGAUCUACAUGCAUGCCUGAACUACCCAGACUCUCCUCCUUAUGGUUUUAUUUAUGGUUGACACCUUUUACUCCUGACGAAAUCAGCGGUACGCACGGAGUGAUGCACCUCUCUUCCCUCCCUCCGAUAUUUACCUGCUUGGGCUUUAUUAUGCAAUACAGUUGAUAAGCAUACCUAUUGGUUUAAUUGGAAUUUUUUGACCGUUCUGUAUAUGCUGAAUUGGUGAUAUUCUUACCUUUUGAACCGAGUAACUGUAUAUACUUAUUAUAUUUUGUACACCCAGGUAUUACAAUAUGAAGGCAAGCAGUCGCUCAGUACUGGAUUGUUUGUCUUUCACAUACUUGGCAGUGUGAAAACCAAUGGGGAGAAGUUUGGUUCUAUUUACUCUUUUGUACCAUAAAUGAUGGAAGGCUAAUUAGUAUAAUAAAGUUUGCCUUUUACAUGAUGCUGGUGCAGAGUUAUGGUGUCCUUUGUUUGUUUCAUGGGGCUGCACACAGCCCUGUAAAUUUCAGUUGUGAUGUCAUUGCAUAGAGGCUAUGGGACAAGUGGCAGUUGGAAACAGAGGUCUAGAGACGAGCACUUACGGCAGUUGGUUUCAGUACUUGGUUUGUCUCAGACCAGAGUGCAUCUCUUGGCGAUUCCUCGAUCCUCCAAGUGAUUUCAGAGUGAGAAAAAGCGAUUUUUUUUUGCAGCAGAAAGCAAAUUCACCAACUUUGGUUGAGAGGAAUUGCUUUUGAAGAAAGAAGAAUAUUUCUACAGAAGAAGAAAAUCAAAAGUCCAUUCUUUGAGACUUUAUUGAUACCAUCAAGAUGAAGAGAAGGAUCGACGACGUGAGCAGCAGCGAGGAAAAAAGUGGGCGAAAAAGGAAGAAAAAGAGAAGAAUACACAAGUGCAGCUCCAGUGAGGAAAUAAAAAUGGAAGGAAGGAAAAGACCCAGAGAGAGUGAGAACAGCGCUACAUCAGAACGAGGAAGUGAAUUGAAGAGACCCCGUGUGGAAGAAGAACUUCCUCUCCCAGUAGCAAUCAGCAACUGCACCAUCCAUGCUGAGCUUGGGAGUGGAACAUACGGCAGAGUUUGGUUGGUAUCUUUACAAGACAGGAUCCAGCAUAUGGCCAUCAAGGUCAUUAAGAAGAGCAACACCAACACGUCCAACAUCAUCACAGAGGCACGGGUAUUGAAGACAGCAGCUGGAUGCCCAUACCUUUGCUCUGCCUAUGGUUCUUUCCAAACACAGGGGCAUGUUCUUCAUGCUAUGGAGUAUGUCAGCGGAGGGACCCUAUGGAGCGUCAUCAAGAACAGCGUCCGGCUAGAGAAUGACUUAGUAAGGUAAGUGACUGCAUGAAUGUUUGGGGUAACAGAGCAAGAACUGUCCUAGAGUAACACCUAAACACCAGCCUUUGCCUCACAAAAAUGCCUCAUAUAUUUGAAUUAUUGAGUGUGUGUAAAAGGACAUAAAGCUUAUGUUGCUGUAUCGUGCAUACAUAACACCUUAACAUUUGUAAUUGCAUUUGAAAUGGUAUGGUCUAAUGAAACUGGUACAAUAAGCAAUGCU
Xenopus tropicalis (tropical clawed frog) is the source of this 2449-nucleotide messenger RNA. Its product is annotated as putative protein kinase C delta type homolog. The record is from RefSeq and is a predicted model, not a curated record. The transcript is spliced from 7 exons. Gene Ontology annotation, molecular function: ATP binding; nucleotide binding; protein serine/threonine kinase activity. The coding region runs from base 1706 to 2227 and encodes 173 amino acids. NCBI's taxonomy places the organism in Eukaryota, Metazoa, Chordata, Amphibia, Anura, Pipidae.